CAACAGGCAAAUUCCCUGGUGGACUCCACGGAGUCCACGUACAUUUUUUUCUUUCAAAGUAAAAGGAUUCUUGUUUGGUAAAUAUUUUUGGAACGCUUAUUAUUACCCGGGCAGUUGGCUUAACCAACACAACUUUUAUUUUGAAGAACGGGAAUUGUGACAGGAAGUUAACCUGUUGUCGCUGCUGUAGCCAUACACGUCUAUGGCUGUAGCCGCUUUUAGAUUAUGGUCACAGAAUUUCGGUGAUAUGGUACGCUAACGCUGCCGCAGAUGUAUUAAACUGUUAUUAUUAAUUACCAAAAUGGCACCAGGAAAAAAACACACGAACAGAAACGGAGAAUCCACUGGGUACAGACCAAACAAUUCUAAAGUACAGCGAUCGGAACAUAAAAACAAGCGGAAGUGGGUUUCCGAACACAACCAAACACAUGGGAGUUUACACGAGGGCCAAGGAUUUGCUCUCAAAAGGAAGGAGAAAGUCAAACACGAGUACAGAAAAUUGCUUCGAAGGCAGUGGAAAAGCAAGGGCCAGAAAUCCGAAUUGAAAUCAGAGUAUCCAGAUCAUCUUCAGCACCUAUAUUUGGCCGAGGAGCAAAGAGAGAGAAAUGAACAGCGGAAAAGACAACGCAGUACUGAAAGAAUUGCUCCUCCGCCAAGGAAAGAGGAGAGCAGCCAAAAGCACGAGGCCCCUGCUGCUGGGGUCAGGAUGAAUGCAGUGCCUCAACCCCAACCCACAGACUGUUCCUCUGGACAGACCAAAGAGCUCUGUACACAGGCCACACCCGCAUCAUCUCCGCAACAAGACAGGAAAACGGGAAAGAAAACCACAUCGUACAACAGAACAAAGGAGCAGUACAAGAAACAACAAGAGGAGCGUAAAGAAAAGAAAGAGGCAUACCUGAAAUACACAGCUGAUCGGGAACAGGCAGUCCAGAUGUACAAAGAAAAGAAGAUGGCAACGUACAACCUCCUGAAAAGGAAAACCAAGAAGGGCCAGCCCAACUUGAAUGCACAGAUGGAGUUACUGCUUCAGAAGAUCCAACAGUCCAAACAAUAAGGAGGAUUGAGUUAUCUACCUUAUUGUCCACAAGGGUGGCUAAGGGGAAAGGCAAAGUGGAUCGGGUAAUAGGUUUGAUCAGUCCAUUAGAGCACAGUCAAUUUUUGUUGACUUCUCGGGCCCCAUGAACUGUCCGGAAAGGGGCGGACACUUGUGCACUACAUUGAUGUGACACCAAGGUGUUAUGAAACCAACCGACUAAAUGUCAGUGCAGGUCAAAAACAUAAGCAUGUGACUGAUCCAAAAGGUUUUGUUUCAGUUGUUGGAAAAAUGCAAAAUUUUUGGUGGGAACUACUUUCUCUUAAGGAUUGGACUUUGGAAUGGAAUGUAUCCAUAGUGAUUUUUCAUAUAUGCACCUGCAGGUGUUUCUUGUCAAAAGUUCAAUAUUAAAAUAAAGAAACAUUUUAUUAUUCUGA
Messenger RNA from Engraulis encrasicolus (European anchovy), 1473 nucleotides. RefSeq names its product coiled-coil domain containing 59 (gene ccdc59). NCBI's taxonomy places the organism in Eukaryota, Metazoa, Chordata, Actinopteri, Clupeiformes, Engraulidae. The coding region runs from base 302 to 1057 and encodes 251 amino acids. The transcript is spliced from 4 exons. The record is from RefSeq and is a predicted model, not a curated record. Gene Ontology annotation, cellular component: nucleus.